CGUGUGCCCCGCCAGAGCCGGCAGAUGCGCCUGCGACGCCAUGGCCAGGCUGACGGGCGCCCGGCCCGUGGCCGCCCGGCGCUGGGGCUGCGCCGCCGCCUUCCUCCUCCUCCUCCUCACCGUGCAAGCCGCCCAAAAAGCCGACCUUAGCGGGGACUCCACGGCCGCCACCAUCAACCACUCGCUGACGCUGCUGCAGCGGCUGCAGGAGCUGCUGCAGAACGGGAACGGCAGCGACUCGGUGCUGCGGGUGCGCUCGGCCGCCUCCGACGAGGCCAAGGUGUUCCACACGCACCAGCUGCUGCUCAGCCUCCAGAGCGAGGUGUUCGAGAGCCUCCUGCGCAACCAGAGCGUCGUCACCCUGCACGAGCCGCCCGAGACCGCCGCGCUCUUCGACAAGUUCAUCAGGUACCUGUACUGCGGGGGGGUGUCCAUCCUGCUGCACCAGGCCAUCCCCCUGCACCAGCUGGCCAGCAAGUACCGGGUCUGGGGGCUGCAGCGCGGCGUGGCCGAGUACAUGAGGAGCCACCUGGCCAGCGAGUCGAGCCAGGGCCACGUGGUGGGCUGGUACCACUACGCCGUGCACGUCGGGGACGCGGCGCUGCAGGAGAGCUGCCUCCAGUUCCUGGCCUGGAACCUGUCGGCGGUGCUGGGCAGCGCCGAGUGGGGCUCGGUGAGCGUGGAGCUGCUGCUGCUGCUGCUGGAGCGCUCCGACCUGGUGCUGCACAGCGAGCUGGAGCUCUACACGGCCGUGGAGGGCUGGCUGAGCCGCCGGCAGCCCGAGGCGCCCGUGGCCGAGCGGGUGCUGCGCGCCAUCCGCUACCCCAUGAUCGCGCCCAGCCAGCUGUUCCGGCUGCAGGCGCAGUCAGCGGUGCUGGCGCGGCACCGCGGCGCGGUGCAGGACCUGCUCUUCCAGGCUUUCCAGUUCCACGCCGCCUCCCCGCUCCACUUCGCCAAGUACUUCGACGUCAACUGCAGCAUGUUCCUGCCCCGCAACUACCUCGCGCCCAGCUGGGGCUCCCAGUGGGUCAUCACCAACCCGGCGCGGGACGACCGCAGCACCAGCUUCCAGACCCAGCUGGGCCCCAGCAGCCACGACGCCGGCAAGAGGGUGACGUGGAACGUGCUGUUCUCGCCGCGCUGGCUGCCCGUCAGCCUGCGCCCCGUCUACUCGGACUCGGUGUCGGGCGCCAUCCAGCCCGUGCGCAUCGAGGACGGGCGCCCGCGGCUCGUCAUCACCCCGGCCAUGAGCAGCCCCGACUUCGCCGGCGUCACCUUCCAGAAGACGGUGCUGGUGGGCGUGCGGCAGCAGGGCCGGGUGCUGGUGAAACACGCCUACAGCUUCCACCAGAGCUCGGACGAGGCACCCGACUUCCUGGCGCACGCCGACCUGCAGAAACGCACCUCCGAGUACCUCAUCGACAACUCCCUGCACCUCCACAUCAUCAUCAAACCCGUCUACCACGCCCUCAUCAAGGUGAAGAAGUAACAAGGGACAGCCGGGCCCCACGGGGGCAAUGCUAGGUCCUCCUGCUCAUAGGUAGAUGGGGGUCCCCACAGUGGGGGACCCCGGGGCUGUGCUCUGCGCUGCCCAACCCUCCCCGAGUGUCCCCCUGCCAUGUCCCAUCCCCAUCGCUGUCCCUGGGGAUGGGGGAUGCUGGGAGCCCUCCAGCACUGGGCGGGGGGUGCUGGAGGCAGAACAUGCAGCCCACAGGCACAGUGCAGACCCCAUGGGGACAGGGACAGCCCAUCCUUCCUGUGGUGCCACCCCUGCAGCACUGGGACCCCUCUGUGUGGGCAGCUGGGUCCAGCUCAGGGGCAAACUGGGAGCUGCCAGGAUUGGGGCUGAGGGGUCCAUCUGCCUCUCCUAGUGGAGGAGGGGUGGGGGGCACCACCCCUGCUGAUGGUGGCAGCUGCCCCAUCCCUGUCCGGGCACCCUCAGCUUGUUCCUAAUAAAUCAGAAAA
Neopelma chrysocephalum (saffron-crested tyrant-manakin) is the source of this 1965-nucleotide messenger RNA. RefSeq names its product BTB domain containing 17 (gene BTBD17). Bases 41 to 1489 code for a protein of 482 amino acids. The record is from RefSeq and is a predicted model, not a curated record. NCBI's taxonomy places the organism in Eukaryota, Metazoa, Chordata, Aves, Passeriformes, Pipridae. The transcript is spliced from 3 exons. Gene Ontology annotation, molecular function: protein binding.